AUGCAGCUCAUGCUCAAGCUCGCUCUGGCGGCCCUCGUCUAUGGCGUAGCCGACACGGCCAUUGUCUCGCUGUACUUCCCGGGCGCUCGCGUGGCCCCUAACGUCGCGCUCACCGCCAGCGGCGUCGACUCGGCGGGGCACACCACGUGGGCCAUCCGCCCCGCCACGUCCGCGGCGAUCCGCCGCACCUCCGGCAUCGACACCGCGCACCCCAGCGGGGCCACGUGCCCGACCGUCGUCGAAGACGCCCCGGAGUCCGACGUCCGUGACUCCUCCGCCGUGACGCUCCCCACUGCGGCGAUCGGCGGACAGGUCUUCUCGCCGGCGCAGCUGUCCUUCGCGAGCGUCAAGCUCCCCGCGGUGGGGGUCGUGCCGGUGGAGGUCGACGACGCCGCGAAGUCGGGCGCGCCGCGCCGCGCCACGGCGGGCGUGUUCGGGGUCGUCACUGGCGUCGUGGCGGGCGCGCUCAUGCUUGGACUUGUUGCGAACGGCGCGGAGAUCGUCGUUGACUCGUUGAUCGCCUUGAUCGUCUUCACCUCCCUCCUGCAAUUCCACACGGGACUCACCUGUUUCGACUUACUGAUCCGGGCGAUCAUGGUUUUCGUCUUCAGCACAGGUGUCCUUGCAGAAUCUUGGGAACGGGCGGUCGCUCUGCUGCGAAAGGACGCCUACACAAGAAUCCCCGGCCCCGGCCCCGGCUCCGAGCCCGUCGUCGACCCACUCUGA
This is a messenger RNA of Epithele typhae, 726 nucleotides long. RefSeq lists its product as uncharacterized. The transcript has 6 exons. The coding region runs from base 1 to 726 and encodes 241 amino acids. The record is from RefSeq and is a predicted model, not a curated record. Lineage: Eukaryota; Fungi; Basidiomycota; Agaricomycetes; Polyporales; Epitheliaceae.